This is a messenger RNA of Sclerotinia borealis F-4128, 1131 nucleotides long. The record is from the annotation of a GenBank genome assembly. NCBI's taxonomy places the organism in Eukaryota, Fungi, Ascomycota, Leotiomycetes, Helotiales, Sclerotiniaceae.
AUGUCUUCCCCAUGGAAGAAGCAUCCGGAGGAGGUAGCAGGAGCGGUACUGAAAAGAGCUGAAUUGAGCAAGAUGGCUCGGAAACUGCAGAAUCGACUGGCGCUCGCACAGUUCAAAACCGAAAGGGGCUGGGAGGAUCUUACUCUGGAUACAAUAGAACCCAGGAUGGAAGAAGAACUGAGGAGAAGACGACCAACCUCAAGCGGAGAUAUAUUGUCGGAUUCGUCCUCAAGUGUUGCAUCUGAAUUACCAUACUCGAACCGAAGAACCUUAUUGAGUUCUCCCUUAAAAGCCGCAGCCAUAUUUUCCCAUCGAAAUGUAUCAAGUGGGAGUAGCACUAGCCCUAGGAAGAGGUCGUACCAUACCACUUUCCAUCCACCAAGCUCAACUUCUGGAUCUCGAAAGAGGGUUCGCUCCUCUCCCACACCGAGUAGAUUACUACGCCAACCAAAUAGCUCCUGGAAGAGUCACCGCCAAUUGGCCCAGUCAUCCCCUAUCAAGCCGCGCAAACCUCACUUCACCACCUCGGCAGGACCGGAUAUCUCUUUUUACAGAGGAUCUUCACAUCUGCCAGACAAUCUUACCUCUCCUAACUUCGCAGCCCCAUCCGAUGAUGAGGAAAACCACCUACCUCUACAUUCCUUCAACAUCCGUCCCUCAUCUCCGCGUACUCCAUCUCCUGUUCGAAGCAGAGGCAAUCCACGUCAUCGAAACAAAGAAGGUAACGGCAGGUUAGCGGAAGCUGAAGCAGAUCUCCUACUCUACCUCAGUAGUCCCGCAAAUCCCGCUUCACGAAAGAGCAUGCAACCACCAUCUACUCCACCAUCCAGGAAGCUUGAUCUACCGUCAUCUAUGAUGACUACUCCUAGUUAUAGCGGUGGUUUUUCAAUAUUUGGUGCACCGGCCACACCUUCACAAGGAUUCGACUUUGCCGACUUUGUCAAUAUCACUCCAAGUCCCGCUCAAACAACCUGGACCCCAAGAGCUGCGAAGACUCCAUUGACUGUUACACGCAGGCGCUUAACAUUCGAAAACUUUUAUCCAUCAAAUGCAAGCCCGUCAAUGCGUGAAAGUCCUGUUUCCAAAAACACCGGACUUGGUAUGCAACUAGGUGGUGACCUUUUACCCUAA